AAACCUUUGCCAACAGUUCCAUAAGCAUUGCCCAAGGUUCUCCCAGACGCUGUCGUUUGGUUUCUCUUUCUCUGGAUCGAUUGAUCAGUUGAGGUAGGCUCGCUCGCUCGCUCUAUCGAUCUUGUUGAUUUUCGAGCAAUCCGAGGCGAGUACAACAAUCGAAACGACAGUUUUUGUUAUUUAUUUGAAUGGCUAACAAAGCUCAAAUUCCUUCAAGAAACUCAGCACUCAUUGCUAUGAUUGCUGAUGAGAGAUUAUUUUAUUAUGGUUUAGAAACAACGGUGAAACAAAUUGAGGAUGCAUUCAAAGAGUUCACAACAAGAGAGGACAUUGCAAUAGUGAUGAUCAGUCAAUUUGUUGCAAACAUGAUAAGGUUUCUAGUGGAUAGCUACAAUAAGCCAGCUCCAGCAAUUUUGGAGAUUCCUUCCAAGGACCAUCCUUAUGAUCCUACACACGAUUCUGUUCUUUCACGAGUGAAGUACCUCUUCUCUGCUGAAUCAGUGGCAUCUGGGAGGCGAUAAAUUCUCACCUACAUAGUUGAUUUAUUUCUGCCCAUUGUUAUAUCAUGUUUCAGCACCAUUUCCCUUGAGUUGCGUAUCGUAUCCUGAAUCAUUAUCUUUUUGCACUUGAGUUGUUUGUUUUCUUAAUUUUUUUUAUGAAACUUGUUUAAGAUGCGGCGUAGCUGUUGAUCUUGAUUGUAAUUUCAAAUAAGCUAUAAUUAUGAAAUCAUUUAUUGGAAAUUUAUAUCCAUAGUGAAAAUUGAUUCAAA
Molecule: messenger RNA, 769 nt
Organism: Camellia sinensis
Lineage: Eukaryota; Viridiplantae; Streptophyta; Magnoliopsida; Ericales; Theaceae
Source: RefSeq, a predicted model, not a curated record